This is a messenger RNA of Rubroshorea leprosula, 979 nucleotides long. The record is from the annotation of a GenBank genome assembly. NCBI's taxonomy places the organism in Eukaryota, Viridiplantae, Streptophyta, Magnoliopsida, Malvales, Dipterocarpaceae.
GAAUUUGUAACUUAAAAGUAUUUGACAUAAAGCUUAGUGAAACAGCCUUUAUAACUCAUUCUUCAGUGGCGUUGUAUUUUCUGCGUCAAUCACAUGGAUGGGAUGGAUCAGUGUCACCAGCUAUUAUUUUGGGUUUCGUGGGAGUGCUCGUAGCAUUCAGUGCUGUGGCAGGACUCAGACGGCAUCAAUGGCUCACAUUAAUACCAAUGCUCGUAUUUUCACUCGCGGCAGGACACAAACUAAAUAUAGUAGGCCAACUGAUAGCAGGAAUUUUUUUAUCACUUGGUAUUGGGUCACUAUAUUGGAACGAUCAAGGCAUAUUUAUUGUAGAGACUUUAUUCUUUCUAGUGGCAAUAGUGAGGUCACCCGUAAUGGAUUUAGUACCCAUAAUCCUUGGACAGCCUUUAUUGUAUCUUGUGGCAUUACGUAGACAAAAUCGACUAUGCAUCAUGAUCAGUGGAAUGCCUUUCCUGUUGUUUGCUACUCCUUCGUCGUGGCCGCUGCUUGCGCCCUAUCCCUCCUCAUCACCUCGUUCUCUCUCGCCCCCCUCUCCGUCAUCAUUGCGCUCUGGAUCCUCCUCUACUUGUUCAAAGAAGACUGUUUGGUGUUGUGGAGCCAUAGCAUAAGCGAUCGGUGGGUGUGGCGGUGAUGUUUUCUUGUUUACCGUUUUUGUUUCCUCCCAUUUCUUGAAAUUCCUUCUUACUUUUCGACAUCGCAUGGUAAAUGAGAUGGAAAUUUGCCUUUUUUAGGUCAGUAUAGAUGUGGUAUAGAUGUGGUAUAAAUGUGCCGAGAUCAGUUCUUGUUCUAGGCUCUGGUAGCUCCUAAUUGAGUGCUUUGUGCGGCAUGGUGGAGAAUUUGGUCAUCAUGAGGCUUUGUUGAUUUUAUAAAAGGAAAGGAGGAUUAAUUUGGUUCGUGUGCUGCUGUUGAAUUUCCAAGUAUAUUGUUGAAGAUUGUUAAAGAAUAGAAAGAUUGUGCAGAA